Messenger RNA from Cheilinus undulatus (humphead wrasse), 1617 nucleotides. It is a transcript of the gene gtf2h2, whose product is annotated as general transcription factor IIH, polypeptide 2. The record is from RefSeq and is a predicted model, not a curated record. The coding region runs from base 139 to 1317 and encodes 392 amino acids. Gene Ontology annotation, molecular function: zinc ion binding. Lineage: Eukaryota; Metazoa; Chordata; Actinopteri; Labriformes; Labridae. Gene Ontology annotation, cellular component: transcription factor TFIIH core complex; transcription factor TFIIH holo complex. Gene Ontology annotation, biological process: nucleotide-excision repair; DNA-templated transcription; regulation of transcription by RNA polymerase II. The transcript has 15 exons.
CCGGCGUGUCAGCAACCAAUCACAGCACAGAAGGGCUGCAGUGGCCAAUCGCAGCACAACGAGGGUGUGAUCAGACAGGAAUCGCCGUUGCACCACAUCAGUACUUCGGUUUGGUGUUUUUCUUGGCCAGCAGAUAGGAUGGAUGAAGAACCAGAGAGAGCCAAGCGCUGGGAGGGAGGCUACGAGAGGACAUGGGAGGUCCUGAAGGAAGACGAGUCUGGCUCACUCAAAGCCACAGUUGAAGAGAUCCUGUUCCAGUCCAAAAGGAAAAGGGUGAUAGAGAGCCAUGGACAGGUCAGGCUGGGGAUGAUGCGUCACCUCUUUGUGGUGAUUGACUGCUCGAGAAGUAUGGAGGACCAGGACCUAAAACCAAACCGCCUCACGUCCACAUUAAAGCUGAUGGAAGCUUUCAUUGAUGAGUACUUCGACCAAAACCCCAUCAGCCAGGUCGGUAUUAUAACCACGAAGAAUAAACGAGCCGACAAGCUGACAGACCUAGCAGGAAAUCCAAAGAAGCACAUCGCUGCUCUGAAGAAGGCUGUAGACACGGUGUGUGGAGGAGAGCCGUCACUUUAUAACUCGCUGAACCUCGCCACACAGGCACUCAAGCACAUGCCCGGACACACGAGCAGAGAGAUCCUGAUUGUCCUCAGCAGCCUCACAACAUGCGACCCAUCAAACAUCUACGAGCUCAUCAAGACUCUGAAGUCCCUAAAGGUUCGAGUGUCUGUGAUUGGGCUGUCAGCGGAGGUACGGGUGUGCACGGUGCUGACCAGAGAGACGGGAGGGUCGUACCACGUCAUCCUGGAUGAGAGUCACUUCAGAGAGCUGCUGAUGCUGCAUGUCAAACCUCCUCCUGCCAGCUCCUCGUCUGAGUGCUCUUUGAUACGAAUGGGUUUUCCUCAGCACACCAUUGCCUCCCUCUCUGACCAGGAUGCAAAGCCUUCCUUCAGCAUGUCUCAUCUGGACAGCAGCAGCGGCCCUGGUCUGUCGUUGGGAGGAUACUUCUGUCCGCAGUGUCAUGCCAAGUACACCGAGCUCCCCGUUGAGUGUAAAGUCUGUGGUUUGACACUGGUAUCGGCUCCACAUCUCGCCAGAUCCUUCCACCAUCUGUUCCCCCUCCCAGCAUUUUCAGAGAGUCCAGUGGACGAGCAUCAAGGAGAGAGGUUCUGUCAGGCGUGUCAAGGACAGCUGAAAGAGAAGAGUGUGUUCAUGUGUCCGUCUUGUCAGAGUGUCUUCUGUAUGGAGUGUGAUCUCUUCAUCCAUGAUUCGUUGCACUGCUGUCCCUGCUGUAUUCACAGCCAGAGCGCCCCCUGAGGUAGGGAGGGGAACUGUCAGACAGUGACUGAAAUAAGCUUAGUGGGUGUACAGUACGUCAGCUAACGUACCCCGAGGUAACCCUGGACAUCCGGGACCGGACACAGAGGAUGAACCCUGCAUUCAGGUUUAUAAUCUGCAGAAGACAAACCUCAAAUAUGGAGAAAGACUGUAUCAGAGCUGUUAAAUAACACUUUUACGUAUGUGAGAAAUGCCCCGCAUGCUUUGUUUGAAUGUAAUUUUUACUGCUGCUCUGCUUUUGAUAGAAUGGCAGUUUAAGCUACAAUAAAAACAUCUUUG